Messenger RNA from Peronospora farinosa, 1938 nucleotides. The record is from the annotation of a GenBank genome assembly. Lineage: Eukaryota; Oomycota; Peronosporomycetes; Peronosporales; Peronosporaceae.
AUGACUGUCGAGUCUGUUCUUUUAUCUGCCUUUGCACCUCCUUCCGCUUGUCUAUCAGACAAAGUCCGCAACUUUUUAGAUGAACUGGAGCCCUUACAAGACGCUAAUCGACUCAUGCACAUGCGCACAGGCCGUCGCCAGCUUGAGACUUUCCUGAAGAAGCAACACGAGGGAUCUGCAACCUUCGAGCAAGAGAUUAAGAGAGAUUCUUUGCAAUGGAAAGAACAUGUCGAUAAAGCACGACAGGAUAAGGAUAUAAGGGUGCAAGAUCGUCAGGUACUGCCGGGACUGCUACCGGGACUGAAGCUUAUGCACGACAUCAAAGUGGGCAGACCAGGAAAACCGGACGAUGCAGUGUAUUUGAAGUCUGCAUACGCCAGACAGUGGCUACCUCGCGGCAACUGCAUUGCAGAAUGGCAGGUAGAGGACACGACGUACUUUUUCCCUCUCGUACGUGGGUACAGGAAAUUCACAGGUCAAGAGGAUGACGGAGAACUCAAGCAAGCAACAAAGAGUGGUGAGAUUGAACUUUCAAAGUUUUUUAUCAAGCCCCAAACCCAAAGCAAAUGGGUGAUUUCUACCAGUAAGGAGAACGGUGAAGCUGGACACUUGGCAGUGCUAAAAAGAAGCGAUGGAGAAUUCGUCUACGUGCUUGGGUCAAAGAACACUCAUGUGCUGGCUCGGACAAUUAAUGAUAUCGAAUGUGCAACAGAAAACCAGAAGAAAACUGAUGUGAGCGACACUUUCUUUGCCCCCACAAUCGUUGCCGCUGCUAUUUUGCGUAUGGUGAUUGGCCUCAGUUCUCAUAAUCGUAACGUGCUCUGUGAGUUUCUGUGGCAGACACGCGCCACUGCGUCGUUCGAGGUGCUGUGUCCUAGCCAUCAACACGUGCAACUUCUUGACUAUCUGAGCGAAGACACCCCUGUCUUCUAUGGCCUAUCAUUGAUGACCUUUGACUGUCUAGAGGGUACCGAGAUUUGUGUGAGUCCCGUGCUGUUGUACGAGUUUAUGCGCAAGCUUGGAAUUCACACCGUGACCUAUGAAGUCGUCGCGUUCAAUGCCGAUGCCUUUGAGGCGACGCUUGAGCUCAGCAAGGGCGCUUACCAGCACGAAGGUGACGUCUACUUGUUCUUAGACGAAGCGGGUACCGUGAUAGGCAUGCAAAAGCAUAAAAGCGUAUGGUAUGUGUGUUUGCGCGCGAUUCGGGAGAAAGCCAAGACGUUUUGCCGCGCACUCAAUUCUAGGAAGCCUCUCAAGGGCAGAUCCAAGCCGAUGAGUCCAAAGGAGGCACUCGAUACAGCCAAAGAGUCGAUGCAGAAACGCUUCCAAGCCAUCGCACGCUUCGUACGAAUAUCGGACGAGACUUCAAAUGCCUUUAAAGCGCUUGGCCAGCAAUUCAUCGAGUAUCUGUUUGAGAAUGAGCUUUUCCGUGGGGUUGCGGCCGGAAAAGAAGAAGAGCAGAAGUGCAAGCAGGCUGCUAAAGAUGUUGCUUACCGCUUUCCGGUAGUUUGGAAAAGGUUCCUUCAGGAAGCCGGUGUGAACGAUGCAAUCAGCAUUAAACAUCCACUAUCGGAUACCCAAAUUGUGCAAAAUCCACCAAAUUGUGGCAUAUCAGAUGGAGUUGAGCCACUAUCAUUCAAAGGGCACUCGCAGAAUAUUAAGUUUGUAACGUUCGUGGUAACUGAUAAUGAACUGCUGGCUUCAGGCUCCAGUGAUGCUACGAUAAAGCUUUGGCUUAUCGAACUGUUGGAUGCACAACAAGAGAGCUGCAAAAAAGCAAUUUACAAAAUUGCGGGCACUGUAUGUCGACAAUGGACUCAAACUAUGCUUGGUCACUCAUCCAAAAUUUGGUAUCUUGCGGCGAUUGCAUCAGGUGAGAGUCUGUACUCAGGCUCGGGUGAUGGCACAACAAAAAUCUGGACUUCCGAGCUGCGCUAA